GUUUUUCCUUUUUGUUUUAUUUUAAACCGAAAUAAACAUAAAAUAAGAUGAGCGUUAUUCUUUUAAGUUCUGACAAUGAAGAGUUUGAAGUCGAAAAGGAAGUCGCACAACGCUCAGUUUUGAUCAAGAAUAUGCUUGAAGACAUUGGUGACUCAGAUGCUCCUAUUCCUCUUCCUAAUGUCAAUGCUAAAGUUUUAGCCAAGGUUAUCGAAUGGUGCACUCACCACCGAGACGAUCCUAUGACCCAAGACGACCAAGAAAGACGUACUACGGAUAUCGAUGAAUGGGAUCAAAAAUACAUGGAAGUUGAUCAAGAAACAUUAUUUGAUAUUAUCAUGGCUGCCAACUACCUUGAUAUCAAGCCCCUUUUAGAGGUUGGUUGUAAGACUGUGGCAAAUAUGAUCAAAGGCAAAACUGCAGAAGAGAUCAGAAAGACAUUCAAUAUUACCAAUGAUUUUACGCCAGAAGAAGAAGCUCAAAUCAAGAAGGAGAAUGAAUGGGCAGAAGACCGGUAAAUGGCUUUAAUAAAGUUCUAUUU
Rhizopus microsporus ATCC 52813 is the source of this 538-nucleotide messenger RNA. Its product is annotated as E3 ubiquitin ligase SCF complex, Skp subunit. The coding region runs from base 48 to 515 and encodes 155 amino acids. Gene Ontology annotation, molecular function: cullin family protein binding. The transcript is spliced from 5 exons. Gene Ontology annotation, biological process: SCF-dependent proteasomal ubiquitin-dependent protein catabolic process; mitotic cell cycle. Gene Ontology annotation, cellular component: cytoplasm; nucleus. The record is from RefSeq and is a predicted model, not a curated record. Lineage: Eukaryota; Fungi; Mucoromycota; Mucoromycetes; Mucorales; Rhizopodaceae.